AUGCCGAUUGGACUCACUCCUCACAUAAUUGAGAUUGAUGCUGGAGCCGAUCUAUUAUACACUCUAUUUGAAUUUGCUCGAAGUCGUGGGAGAUCCAUUCACAUCCUCAAUGGAAUAGGAAUGGUGGCAGAUGUCACGCUUAUACAAUCUAAUAGGAGUUUUGUAUCUGUUCUAGGAAUGUUUGAUCUUCUGUCAAUUCGUGGUACAAUUAUCCCGUUGUCGACAGCAGAGUGUUUAGGAGUAUUACAAAUUACCUUAUCAGACUCUGCUGAUGACGAAGAUGACGUGAUUCAAGGGAGUGUGAUCUCCCCACUAGUGGCUUAUAGUCCGAUGCGAGUCACAUUUGUCUCCUUUCCAAACCCUGCAUUUUAA
Vicia faba (fava bean) is the source of this 372-nucleotide messenger RNA. NCBI's taxonomy places the organism in Eukaryota, Viridiplantae, Streptophyta, Magnoliopsida, Fabales, Fabaceae. The record is from the annotation of a GenBank genome assembly.